CUCUUCACAUGGACUUUUUGACUUAUCUGUGGGGUGGCUCUCCCAAGCUGAGGUUUGCAGAAGAUGGAGCUUUGUACUUAAUGUCUCUCCCAAACUGAGGUUUUCAGAAAAGGUCCCCUGCGUACUUUUUUACUGAAUUGUUUUUGAAUUGCGAAUUUCCCUUUUUAUUUUCUUUCUUUUUUUUUUUUCAAAGAGGCAGCGAUUCCAUCCUCUCAAGAGCUUCAUCUAGACCUUGUCUAGAAUACUCUCCUCUUCACCUGCCUAUUGAACACCUGGGUUUGCUCAGUUUUGGAUGUGCGCACCUCUUUUCUCCAGAUAUCCAUCAGAGUUCUCCUGAAAUUCUACGCUUUGGAAGUACUGCUACGCUUGUCUACAUAGCACCUGUGUCUACUUUGUUUUAUUUUUUGGUGGAUGUGUAUACCUUUUUCCUUUUAACUGUUCUUCCACCAAAAAAACAAACACUGGCGUAUCAGCACCAUGCAGUACCGGACGCUGGUGAUGUACAUGGAGAUCGGCUGCUUUGUGGCGUGCCUCUGUGGAUGGAUCCUGGUCUGCUCUACACUGCCCACUGAGUACUGGACCUUCUCCGAGGUGGGCAGCAUUGUGCUCACCACAUCCAACUACUACUCCAACCUGUGGAUGGACUGCAUCUCCGACACCACCGGCGUCUCCGACUGCAAGUACUACCCCUCGCUGCUGGCUCUUCCAGUCUUCCUCCAUGUGUGCCGUGCUCUGGCCAUUGUGUCGGUGAUCCUGGGCUUCUGGGCGGCCGUUUUGGCCUUCAUUGGCAUGAAGUGCACAAAGAUCGGGGGCUCUGAGCUGGCCAACGCCAGGGUCACGUUCGCAGCAAGCGUCACCUACCUCGCUUCUGGUUUUUCAGGGCUGAUAGUUUACUCCUGGUGGGGGGACAAGGUGCGCUCCGAGUUUGUUGACCCGAAUUUCAGAGCACAAAAGUUUGAGUUAGGUGCUGCAGUGUUCAUUGGAUGGGGAGGAACAUGCGUCAUCAUCGCAGCUGCUUCUGUCAUGGCUUACUUCUCGGGACGAGAGGUCUUUUACAGAAAUGGCGGGAAGAAGCGCAAACCAAGAUCCUACGCCACAGCGCGGACCAGGACGUACAUGAUCCCGGGGUCUUCCGGGCGACCCCGCAUACUGGCACCGUCUUCAAGACGGACCCCCGGACUCACACCCAUGCCCCCCCUCUUCUCCAGCAGAUACAGCCUCCCCAGCCAGAAAACACGCAGUGUCAGGACUGUCCCGCCUCCCACUAUGGACUCCUUUGUAUGACAUGUCUCAGUGAAGAUCCUCAUGAUACAU
This is a messenger RNA of Engraulis encrasicolus (European anchovy), 1314 nucleotides long. It is a transcript of the gene cldn10d, whose product is annotated as claudin 10d. Gene Ontology annotation, biological process: bicellular tight junction assembly; cell adhesion. Bases 478 to 1284 code for a protein of 268 amino acids. Lineage: Eukaryota; Metazoa; Chordata; Actinopteri; Clupeiformes; Engraulidae. The transcript is spliced from 6 exons. The record is from RefSeq and is a predicted model, not a curated record. Gene Ontology annotation, cellular component: bicellular tight junction; plasma membrane. Gene Ontology annotation, molecular function: structural molecule activity.